GUCAACUGUUUCUGCCUCAAUCGUGGUUCAUUCGUGUUCAUUCAACAUCUAGAAUAUCACCAUUGAAGGGCAUCAGAACCCCACCAUCGAUCAUCACAUCCCGUCCAGGUACCAAUAAACCGUCGGUACGAGUCCGAUUGAUAUCACAGUCGCCGUCACUCAACUCUUCUGGUCUUGGUUGAUCCCGCUUUGACUAUCCGCCAAUUCCUAUCUCAAAUCAAACUGCGCCUUGUUGUCCUUUCACAUUUCCAAAACCUCUCCUCGUCUCUUUCCAAGCCUGCAUACCCAGCAAGUACCUACCUAGGUACAGACCUACCUGCGAUAAUCUAUUUGAACCUCCAAUCUCCAGAAUCCUCGUCCAAUCCUGUCCAAUCUCAGAUCCUCCAUGGCUUCGAUCUAUUAGGCGCCGUUCGCUUGCAUUGGGUCCCCUCCAUAUCCCGCGAAUCACGUCCUCUAUCCUGCUACACGCUGCGCACAACCUCAACGCCGGCCUUGUCGAAAAGUUGCCCCUACCGAGUCAACAUUCAAUGCAGAGGAGAUAAGGUUGUUAGCGGCAAAAGAAGAACAAUCGAAAAGAUACGUCUGCUUCGGCAGCGUCAGCACCUUGCAAGAUUGUAAUAUCGUGGUGUGGUCCGACAUCCGAUCAGAUCCCUCGAGGCCCACCCAUCGUCGUCAGUGACGGUUCAAGCCUGGUGAGCCCACGCCGCCCAUCAGCUGCGGCCACUACUGCCAGGCUCUGACGCCGCACGCCAGACGCCAGGCCAGCUGCGGUCUGCCGCCUCGAGUCAUCUCCCUUCCCAUUUCUAAUUCAGGUCCCUACAAUCCUUCACAAUUCCUCCCCGAUCGCAAGCUGGCCCUGCAAAGGGACCAGUCUCUGUCCACCCCAAUACCCUCUUGGCAGCCAACGCCGCGGUCUACGCAAUGAUGAACGGAACUGACCUCAAAAACGCCGUUCUGAAUCCCGCGAAGAAAGUUGCGACAACUGCGGCCGUCGCUGCAAACAACAGUAACGGCCAGAAGAAACGGCGGAAAGGCGACAACCUCAAACCCAUCAUCACCACUGAAAACGCGUCUUCGAAUCUUCACGACAGCCCCACCCAAUUAGAGGCAGAAAACAUGGAUUCUCCUCUACCUCACGGAAAGGUCGCAGCAAAUAAUAACUCACAUUCUCACAGAUCACCCUUAUCGUCCACGUCUGAAGAGGACCCCGCCGAAACCACGGCCGACGAAGAAGACUCCGAAGACUACUGCAAGGGUGGUUACCACCCUGUGCAUGUAGGCGAAACAUAUAACAAUGGUCGAUAUGUCGUGGUCCGAAAGUUGGGAUGGGGUCAUUUUUCCACAGUCUGGCUCUCGAGAGAUACAACCACUGGCAAACAUGUCGCCUUGAAAGUCGUCAGAUCGGCGGCGCAUUACACAGAGACGGCUAUCGAUGAAAUCAAGCUGCUAAACAAGGUCAAUCAGGCCAACCCCAACCAUCCCGGUCGACGAUACGUCGUCAGUCUCCUCGAUUCCUUCGAACACAAGGGUCCCAACGGUGUCCACGUUUGUAUGGUCUUCGAAGUAUUAGGAGAAAAUUUACUGGGCCUGAUCAAGAGGUGGAACCACCGUGGUAUCCCAAUGCCUUUGGUCAAACAAAUCACCAAACAAGUCCUUCUGGGCCUGGACUAUUUGCACCGCGAAUGCGGCAUCAUCCACACAGAUCUCAAGCCCGAAAACGUUCUGAUUGAGAUCGGAGAUGUCGAACAAAUUGUCAAAGCGUUUGUCAAGGAUGAAAAGGAUUCAACCAAAGAUGAUAACAGAAAUGGCCGGAGGCGAAGGCGGACUUUGAUCACCGGCAGCCAACCUCUCCCAAGUCCUCUCAAUGCCAGCUUUACAAAUCUCGAUAAAAUGGGCAACACGCACCUUCAUCAAACGAGCAGUUUGAACCAGGUCCUCAACGACUCGGCCUCCAGCAGACCAGCAGAGAGCCUGUCGAUGCUCGAGCAAUUGAGGAUGAGAUCGAAGGAGGGUACGGACAGUGAAGAAUCGUCAAAGACCAGAGAAGGGACGGCAGAUCCCCUGGAGAAGGAUCUGGCUGGUGUCUCGCUUGACAGCAAAAAGACUAGCGACGCAGAGAAAGUGUUGAAGGCCGCAAAGAACCAAGAUGAACCUGCAAGCGAAAUUAUCUCGGUCAAGAUUGCUGAUCUGGGAAACGCCUGCUGGGUGAAUCAUCAUUUCACAAACGAUAUCCAGACUCGACAGUACCGAUCACCGGAAGUCAUACUCGGGGCGAAGUGGGGUGCAAGUACAGAUGUCUGGAGUAUGGCGUGCAUGGUGUUCGAGCUGAUUACUGGUGACUACCUGUUCGACCCUCAAUCUGGUACAAAAUACGGCAAGGACGACGAUCAUAUAGCACAAAUCAUCGAACUGCUCGGGCCGUUUCCAAAGUCUUUGUGUCUUUCUGGUAAAUGGUCACAAGAGAUUUUCAAUCGGAAAGGCGAGUUGCGCAACAUCCACCGAUUACGACACUGGGCCCUUCCCGAUGUGCUUCGGGAAAAGUAUCACUUCUCUGUGGAAGACGCGAAAAAGAUCGCCGAUUUCCUGAUCCCAAUGCUAGAGUUGCCGCCCGAGGCGCGGGCGAAUGCCGGUGGGAUGACGAACUCGGAGUUUCUGAAAGCCACAAAAGGCAUGGAUGCUGUCUCGCUGGAUAUCACUGUGGGUAGUAAAGGCGAGGGCAUCGAAGGUUGGGCUACGGAAAUCAAGAAACGAUGAUAUGUGUCUAUGGUAUGGGUUCAGCUUUUUGGGGGAGACCGGCCAGGAUCUUGUGAACGAAUGAUAAAGACAAAUCAGGAGCAACGGGGCAGAAUACCCCGUCAUUGUCGUUCAAUGUCAGGUACAGAAAUACAUGGAGCGAAUGACCUUGAUGGGAUGGCUGGAAUUCUUACGGAUGAAUUAACGAAUCGAGCUAGUGCUGGUUUAUAUGUUCAUAUGUCCGCCGGUCUUGCCGUUACAAGGGACUUCUUGCAUGGUUGUGGCCCAGAAAUGACAUGACAAUAGAUGGAGUAGGUACGGAUAUAUUGUCGCGAUUCCAUACGGCGGCAGCAGUCCAGCUUGGACGCGUGAACGGACAAUAUGCUGUCUCCAUGACUUGGUACUUCGAAAGCGAUUCACGCAUUGUUGUCCGAAGCUCGCAUCGAGGCGAUGAUCCCUUCGACGCCAGCGAAGUUGAGUUCAUGCAUCGUUUCAGUCCAGAUGACGUCCAUCAACGUGUUUCCGUCGGUAUAGUACCAGCGAGCGAGUCUGUCGUCGAGAGAGGAGAUUGUCAGUUAGAACAUGAUGAAACCCGGGGCCGACACCGGAAGUACCAGUAACUAAGGAGAUGGGGAUGGGAAUGAGGUCUUGUGCCGUGGGUGGCAUCAGACUUACGGUGCGAUCUUGCAGUUCAUGAGGAAACAACCAUGCGACUCCUUCCCGUGCGCCAACACGGCGUCGACGUAUGUGGCAGCGCCCCUAUUGACGGGCCUCCCUGCGAUGGACAGGACCACUUUCAUCGCGACGCCAUAGGCACCUUUGGCAUCUCGCGCUAGCCCGGUUCCUUUUGUCAGGCCCGGAUCAACCAUGUUGAUGAUUACGUCGUCGGGGCUGAUGAGCUCUGUGAGUUUGACGGUGGCCAGUUGGUUGAGUAACUUGGACACGCCGUAUCGUUCCGUGGCAUCGUAUGUAGCUGGGUCGUUAAAGCUGGGCAGGAGCGGACGUUGGGCCUUGUUCGGAAAUUUGGCUAGAUGCGCUGUGACGGAGUUGACAAGUGUGAGGACUGGAGGACGCUGAUGCUGAUUGUGGCCAUUGCCGCCGGCCACCGCCAACUUGUGCUUGGACGAAGACAGGAUCGGGAGUAACAGAAUGGUCAGCAGCAGUGUGCUGAUGUGGUUGACCUGGAUGGUCAGUUCGUGCCCUGUGGCACGGCUGGUUGCGAAUUUGAGCCGCGCGACCCCCGCGUUCAAGAUGACCAUGUCGAUGCGUGUGGGCAGGUCGGCGCACUUGCGCGCGAAGGUCUGGAUCGAGUCGUAGGAUUCCAUGUCCAGGUGCCAUACGUCGAUCUUUGCAGAGGGAGAUGCCGCACGGAGUUUGUUG
Exophiala xenobiotica is the source of this 4113-nucleotide messenger RNA. RefSeq lists its product as uncharacterized. The transcript has 3 exons. The record is from RefSeq and is a predicted model, not a curated record. The coding region runs from base 922 to 2754 and encodes 610 amino acids. Gene Ontology annotation, molecular function: ATP binding; protein kinase activity. NCBI's taxonomy places the organism in Eukaryota, Fungi, Ascomycota, Eurotiomycetes, Chaetothyriales, Herpotrichiellaceae. Gene Ontology annotation, biological process: protein phosphorylation; spliceosomal complex assembly; regulation of mRNA processing.